AUGGUCAUUGAAAGCAUCACACUUGAUGCUGCCAUCUCAGAAAUCAACCUGGACCUGAAUCCAGUUGUGUUAAAGAGUCACUGGUCUGAAAAUUGCCCCAUUGAUUUUAAAGUCCAGCAGGUGUCUGUUGCAGAGAGAGUAAUGAUGGAGGAAGAGGAGAAGGACCUGUCACAGCAGGCAGCUUCAUCAGCAGUGUCUCUGCUGGAACUGCACCAAAUGCCUUCAUUCACCAUCCCAACACUGAGAGGGACGUUAGAGACACAGGGGCACCUUCAGCUCCCCGCACGAGAGCCCCUGGAGCUGAGAAACUCAAAGAUGGAGGCAUGCGUUCACGAGCAGCUGCUGAACAUGCUGGAUGAUUUGGGAGAUGAGGAGCUGGAACGUUUUCACUUUUACUUGCAGAAUGGACCCGGAGGCGAUUUCACAACCAUCAAAAAGAGCCGUCUGGAGAAAGCAAGCAGAACGAGAACAGUGGAUGUCAUGGUGGAGACAUAUACUACUGGCCAUGUAAUGGAGGUGACGAGGUCGAUUUUAAAGAAAAUUAAAAAAGGAAGUCCUUCAGCCCAGGCAGCUUCCUCACUUUCAUCAGAAGAGGCUCUACAAAUGUGUCACCUUAAACUCAAGUUUAACCUGAAAGAAAAAUUCCAGCGUGUGUUUGAGGGGAUCGCUAAAGCAGGAAAAACGACUCUUCUGAAUCAGAUCUACACAGAGCUCUACAUCACAGAGGGAUGGACUGCAGAGGUCAAUAAAGAACAUGAGGUCAGAAUGAUUGAAACUAUAUCUGGCAAACCAGACAGACCAGAAACAACAAUCAGGCAAGAAGACAUCUUUAAAGCCUCACCUGAAAGAAAUAAACCAAUCAGAACAGUGCUGACAAAGGGAGUGGCUGGCAUUGGGAAAACAUUGCUGACCCAGAAGUUCAGUCUUGACUGGGCUGAAGAAAAAGCCAACCAGGACAUCAAGUUCAUAUUUCCAUUCACUUUCAGAGAGCUGAAUGUGCUAAAAGAGGAAAGGUUCAGCUUGGUGGAGCUUGUUCAUCACUUCUUUACUGAAACCGAAGAAGCAGGAAUCUGCAGCUUUCAAGACUUCCAGGUUGUGUUCAUCUUUGAUGGUCUGGAUGAGUGUCGACUUCCUCUGAACUUCCACAAAACUAAAAUGCUAUCUGACCCUAGAAAGUCCACCUCAGUGAACGUGCUGCUGGUAAACCUUAUCAGGGGGUACCUGCUUCCCUCUGCUCGCCUGUGGAUAACCACACGACCUGCAGCAGCCGAUCAGAUCCCUCCACAGUGUGUCAACAUAGUGACAGAGGUCAGAGGGUUCACUGACCCACAGAAGGAGGAGUACUUCAGGAAGAGAUUCAGAGAUGAGGAGCAGGCCAGCAGGAUCAUCUCCCACAUUAAGACAUCACGAAGCCUCCACAUCAUGUGUCACAUCCCAGUCUUCUGCUGGAUCACUGCUACAGUUCUGGAGGAUGUGCUGCAAACCAGAGAGAAAGGAACACUGCCCAAGACCCUGACUGAGAUGUACAUCCACUUCCUCGUGGUUCAGGCCAAAGUGAAGAAGGUCAAAUAUGAUGGAGGAACUGAGACAGAUCCACACUGGAGUCCAGAGAGCAGGAAGAUGAUUGAGUCUCUGGGAAAAGUGGCUUUUGAUCAGCUGCAGAAAGGAAACCUGAUCUUCUAUGAAUCAGACCUGACAGAGUGUGGCAUCGAUAUCAGAGCAGCCUCAGUGUACUCAGGAGUGUUCACACAGAUCUUUAAAGAGGAGCGAGGACUGUACCAGGACAAGGUGUUCUGCUUUGUUCAUCUGAGUGUUCAGGAGUUUCUGGCUGCUCUUCAUCUCCAUGGGACCUUCAUAAACUCUGGAGUCAAUCUGCUAGAGAAACAACAAACGACAUCAUUAUUCUCCAAAUUAUUUAAGAAACCAAAGCUAAAGUUUCUCCACCAGAGUGCUGUGGACAAGGCCUUACAGAGUCCAAAUGGACACCUAGACCUGGUCCUCCGCUUCCUCCUGGGUCUUUCACUGCAGACCAACCAGUCUUUCCUAAGAGGCCUGCUGACACAGACAGGAAGUAGCUCACAGACAAAUCAGGAAACAGUCCAGUACAUCAAGGAGAAAUUCAGUGAGAAUCUGUCUGCAGAAAAAAGCAUCAAUUUGUUCCACUGUCUGAAUGAACUGAAUGAUCGUUCGCUAGUGGAGGAGAUCCAACAGUCUCUGAGUUCAGGGCGUCUCUCCACAGAUAAACUGUCCUCUGCUCAGUGGUCAGCUCUGGUCUUCAUCUUACUGUCAUCAGAAAAAGAUCUGGAUGUGUUUGACCUGAAGAAAUUUUCAGCUUCAGAGGAGGCUCUUCUGAGGCUGCUGCCAGUGAUCAAAGCCUCCAACAAAGCUCUACUGACUUGCUGUUUUCUCUCAGAGAAAAGCUGUGAAGCUUUGUCCUUAGUUCUCAGCUCCCCUCUCUGUAGUCUGAGAGAGCUCGACCUGAGUGACAAUGACGUUCAAGAUUCAGGACUGAAGCUUCUGUCUGGUGUAUUACAGAGUCCACACUGCACCCUGGAAACUCUGAGUCUGUCAGGCUGUCUGAUCACAGAGGAAGGCUGCACUUCUUUGGCCUCAGCUCUGAGCUUCAACCCUUCCCAUCUGAGAGAACUGGACUUGAGCUACAAUCAUCCAGGAGCUUCAGGAAUUAAGCUGCUGUCUACAGGACUGGAGGAUCCACACUGGAGACUGGACACACUCAGGGUGGAGCCUGCUGGAGUCCGAUGGUUGACACCAGGUCUGAGGAAGUAUUCC
Oreochromis aureus is the source of this 2790-nucleotide messenger RNA. RefSeq names its product NLR family CARD domain-containing protein 3-like. The transcript is spliced from 11 exons. Gene Ontology annotation, molecular function: protein binding. The record is from RefSeq and is a predicted model, not a curated record. The annotation marks the transcript as partial. NCBI's taxonomy places the organism in Eukaryota, Metazoa, Chordata, Actinopteri, Cichliformes, Cichlidae.